AUGGAUCUGACUAAAGUCCUCGAAGCUACGGUUUCUCCAGGUAAAGUUGCUGUAUGAUUUGACUGAUCGGUUGUGACAGGGAAAAUUUGUGCGGAGUAAAGCACAUGGUCGUCAUUGCAUGAUAUGUUUCAAAUUUCGCUUACAUUUGAAUGUUAAUAUUGAUGUUUAUUAAAUCGUGUAGAUCAAAAUGAACUUCAAAGCGCUCAACGUUAUCUGGAAGAAGCUGCCCAAGGAAAUUUGGUAAGAAUAGUUAGGCUUAGGUAGCCGUUUAACAGUGGAAAGCUUUCGGUUUAUUUUGCGCGCCACCCGGUAGUGGAAGUUGGUUAAGUUUUACGUUCCAUUCACUUACUCCACAAUGUACAAGUUUCACCAACGGAAUUUGUACUUUUCAUGGCCUUUAAAUUGAAAUUUACUCGUUGUCUCAUGCGUGUCUUUCGUUUCGACAGCCUCAGUUUUUAGCGGCGUUAGUGAACGAAUUAGCUGAUGGAGGCAAGUCUCAAGUUGCACGAAUGGCUGCGGGGUUACAGCUUAAAAAUCAGCUCACAUCGAAAGAUCCCACUGUCCGAAUGCAGUACCAACAACGAUGGAUCUCCCUAUCUGACGAGUUAAAAAAUCACGUUAAAACGAGGGUAAGAGACAAAAUGAGGCUCGUAUUGUUGAUAUUUUGCGAUAUUCUAAAACAAAACAAUUGGUUCCUUGCAGGUUAUUCAAACACUAGGAACAGAGAAAGCAAGGCCCGCCAUUGCUCCUCAGGUAAUCACAAGUUUCCGUUCAGUAGGAUCAUUACUGUACGAAACUAAGCGAAAAACAACCUUUCCUCUCCAAAGUUUUUAAGGACCUGGGAAGUUGUUUUUAAUGGUGGUGUUUUUAGAUCUUUUGCAUACCAGCACUCGUUGUCUGGGGUACAUCAGCUUACGAGAAAACCUUUAAAAAUAAGCUUUUCUGCCCGUGAACUAGGGAUCCACGACUUAGGUGUAAUUUAUACUGUAUCAGAGCUUUUAAGGGUAAAGGCGUGCAUUUCAGGAGUAUUAUUUGCAGUAAAAACCAUCUGCAAGUUCCUGCUGGAGUUAUAGUUCUUACAAGUGUUAGAUUGGAUCAAGGCAUGAAGAGAAGAAAAAAUUAAAUGACCCAGCUCAUUACACAGUGUCUUAGCUAAGGAGAACAAAAUGUGAAUUUGUAUUUAUUUAACGCUGCUGUCAACAACUGCACUUCAUAGUUAAUACAGCUGAAACAGGGAACAGUGCGAACAUGUGUGUUCGCAUUUGUUGGACUUUAAACCUGUGGGUCAGUGGAUCCAUUAAUGGUCUGCCACUGCUUCAUAAGUACUACCCGAUUAACUAGUGGUCAUAACUGAGCCCACUGUACCAAGCAUACAGCUACUAGGCCUGGCUUCAAAAACUGUUUUCAAGUGGUUCGCAUGUUCGACGAAGAUCCUGCUUGAUUCAUGCAGAAAUAUAUUUCAAGUAUACCAAAACUGGGCAAGGGAAAGAAAGGCUUUUGUGGCAGGGUGGAGGGUGGAACCUGCCAGUCUCAUAAAUGUGUACACUUACCCAACUGUGAAAAUUCUGGGCAUCUAGUAUUGGCUAUGGAGUGCCUACACCCGUGAUGUGAAAGGUCUUAUUUCAGUGUUCUCCUUAUCAGGUAGUAACUGUUAAAAUUUUCUGCCUGAAGCAACACUUCUUACGGCCUGCAACUGCUUGAAGGUUUACUAAAAUUAAACAAGUAGCUUUAAAAAAUACGCAAGUUGUGAUCUGAUCCAAUCAAGGAAAUGAAUGAAUGUAUGGAAAAGUACUAAAGUAUACACAGCUUUUCUGUUUUUAUGGGCGAUGCACUUUGAAAAGAGAACAUUCAAGACAGAGUGAAAUUAUUGAAAUGAAACAUUUUAAAUUGUUGUUUAAAGAGAACAACGGCCAAUUUGCAUAAAAUAGGUCUUAAAAUGGGGGAAUGACAUUUCAGAGAACAUAGCUCUUAAAUUUCCCAGUGAGGGCAGGGCCAUGUCUCUCACUUCUCUACACCUCCCCCCCUCGCAGGAAAGUGUGCUUUUGACGUAUAUUUUCUGCCUUACCAGUCAUGAUGGAUCUAAAUUUUCAGUGAGAAUGCUGCUUUUUUUUAAAAAUAAUUUAUUUUAUCUUGUUUCAUAUUUUUUGCAAAAAGUGUAUAGCGGCUAUUGCUUGUGCUGAGAUACCUAACAGACAGUGGUUGGAAGUGGUUGAUAUUCUACAAAACAUUGCAGUGCAACCGACCAGCGCAGAUUCACUAAGAGAGCAAGCACUGGAAGCAAUUGGCUAUCUCUGUCAAGAUAUUGUGAGUACCUUAUUCAUUAACUGUCAGCCCUUUAAACCCUCGUUGUUACAAAUGCAGGUACCCUUCCAAAGAAAUUGAUUAAUAGAGUAUUACAGGAAAGUGGUGAUGUUGAAAUUUUUAGGAAGGCCUCUGAUCAGAAUUUUACUCUACGUGGUACUGUAUCAGUGAUUGAUUAUUACCAAAAACUUUUCUUGCAUUCCGCUUGUCACAUUAUUGUUUGAAAAAGACCGAUACUGACACAUUUUAUACAUUGUAAAUAGAUGAGGAAAAUGUGCAUUGUAACUUUCUAAUCUUUCACCUAUUUUUAAUAUAGGUUAUUUGUAAAUGAUGAUGUGAAUUUUUGUCUUUAGAUGAUGAAAGAUCAUUUUCACAUCAUGUUACAGUGGCCAUGUUAGUGUACAAAGCAUUUAAACAGCGGCCAUGUUGAUACUGUACCAAAAUAUCCUGUGGGGAUUGAACUCUUCUCAAGCAAAUACUUUUUGGUUCCAAAAAAUUUACAUAGCCACUCCAUGAUCACAUGAGUGAAAACAAUCUUUUAAAGACAUAGUCAUCAUCAUUAUUAGUUAUUGUUAUAGUUAUUGGCAUCAUCAUCAUCAUCAUCCAGAGUUUGUACGCUUCUUGACAGUCCUUGAAAAUUGCAGUCUUUGCCGGAAAGUCCUUGAAGUUUGGUGCUAAUGUUAUCCAAACAAAAGCAAAGGAGCAACCACAGAAAUAUUUUCAGGAUAAAAUUGCUCAUGUUGUGGAAGAACUAAAAGAGACAGUAGACUCAAGGCUUCGCACUGAAUGGAGUCCUUGAAAAAUGGGAAAUGUGUCCUUGAAAGUCCUUUCAAAGUCCUUGAAUGUUUUGUUUGAAAAAGGGUACGAACGCUGGUUGUCAUCAUCAUUAUCAUAAUUAUUAUUUACCUUUUAACAUGUUUCCUGGUUUUUUUUCCAUGACACUAACAAGUAAGGAGGAGGUCACUGAAGAGACAAAAAUGUUAAAAAAACAAUGAAACAUUUUAAUUUCUCCUUUAUCUUGGACUUGCAUAUAGAUUAUACCCUUAAGCUGUAGCUUAAAUUGAAAAUCUCAAGUGAAAACAGCAAAUAAGUUAAAUUUACAAUGUCUUCAGGAAUUACAGUGCAACUACUAUAACUGGGGCCACCUAGAAAAAGUUGACCAAAAGUAUUACAGGAAAAUAACAAUACAGUCAGAAAAUUUGUUGUGAGCCAAACAGCAGCUUCUAAAAAAACAAUAAGUUACUUGAUGCAAAAAAAUUAAAUAUUGAUUGCAAGCGUUUAUCAGGAAAGCAAAAUGUUUCAGCAGACAAUGUUUUUCUACUCUAAACUUUGCGUACAACACCCAUGAGACAUAUUUUUUUAUCAUUACCAGUAAUUUCUUUGGUAAUAUUGCCGCGCUUUACAAUAACAUGUGAACUCAAGUCAAAAAUAUAACUUUCUUGUACAUUUUUUUUCUCCGUCACCCACUCUAACGGACCUCUCGGAAAACACGUGCUUUCUUCAGCAGGUUCAAAAGGUCUCGUCUGUAUGUUGUAAUUGGUUGAUUUUGAUCCAUGUUGUUUAUUUUGUUUUGUGGUAAGUAUGACUGACAACCAACUUACUCUCAAUGUAUUAUUAUUUUCCUGUAAUCCAAUUGGUCAACUUUGUCUAGGUUGCCCCAACUGAGUAGUCACACUGUAAGUGCUUUAAUGGGCUUUCAGCAGCUUGACAUUAUGUUGAAAUGCUGAUGUUUGUGGAGUGUUCUGAUUGUAGUUCUUUCCCUUUUGAACUGUCUUCUUUAGGAACCAGAGCACUUAGUUGAUCAGUCACAUAAAAUUUUGACAGCAAUUGUGUCAGGAAUGAAAAAUGAAGAGCCAAAGUAAGUGUAGAUCAUUUUGUUAUUUUAAUUGUUGGGCGGGAUUAGGUAACCUUCUCUAUAAAAUAUAUACCAGUAACUUGAAAUGAUCUGGGUCCUUGUAAAGUACGCGAGUUAAACACUUUUGCUUCAGUAGGCGAAAAAAAGAAAAAACAAAUGCACAAACACUGCUCUUAAUUAUUAUGCAUUGGGGAAAACCAAAGAUUAAUUUGUUAUUAUGAACUUGGUUUAACUGUUAUGUACAAUUUUUACUCUCAGCCUCCAGAUCAGAAUAGCAGCCACCAAUGCCCUUUUAAACUCCCUGGAAUUUUCAAAGCAGAAUUUUGAAAGAGAGGUAAUUUGGCUUUUUGUUUUCUUCUACUUUAUUGUUAUCUUGGUUAAUUUUCCAUUUUCUGUUUUAAUCAUCUUUCAGGGAGAACGUAAUUUCAUCAUGCAGGUAGUUUGUCAAGCAAGUGUAGCAGAUGAUACCCAGGUAAUUGUUUUUGGCAUCCUCAUUUGAAACAAUAAUUGUUCUUGAGUGCUUGCCAUUUCUAUGGAAAUUUUGGUGAAGAUUAUCUGACAAAAGGUACUGUUUUUACAAAUUUUUAGUCAUGCCGGUUCAGUGAUUAUGUAACCAGACAGUUAAUCUGAAGACAGACUCCAAAACUCUGUGUUACAGUACACUGAAAUUAAAAUAUAGUGCUUUAUUUUAAAGCACGACAAAGACUAAAAGAAAUAUGUAUUGGCAAACAACAACCAUAAUAACUGCCACAGAAAUUACACAAACAGGUGGUUAUUUCUACAAAUACACAUUCAGAUUGAUUGAUCGAUCUUUGCGUCAUACUGGACCCCCAUGCCAUAACUUAUUUUGCUUCUUUGGGGAUUUUUUAUGUGCGAGGAAUGCAGGACACAGAGGUAACAAAAUCACUGCUACUUCAGACUUAGCAAAUAAUGCUUUAGCUCAAGUUUGUAGAAGUCUAACACUUAUAGUCUUGCUUCUUCACAUAUACCACUAUGAUGCAUCAUAAUUUUUGUUUGAUGAUCAUUUCCAAAUUUAAGCUCCAGGAACAUAUUUUUAAAUUAGGCUUUUAAAGUGUGGUGUUUUUAUGUCAAAUUUGGGUAGCUUAUAAAUAGAGGGGCAUAUUUUCAGAAUUUUAUGAUAUUUGGUACUUUCUGGGUUUCUCUGACCAUCAGAACACAUUUUGAUUUGUUCAUGUCCAAUUCAUGGUUCUCUGGACUAACUUGUUCGAUUUUCCUCAUUUUUUUUUUGUAGCUGAAGGUUGCAGGCUUGCAAAAUAUUGUGAAGAUAAUGUCUUUGUAUUACCAGCAUAUGAAGGCGUACAUGGGUAAUGCAUUGUUUCCAGUAAGUUUUUGUUAAUUCCCACGUUAGAAAGUGUUUUUUAGAAAAUAGGCUGUUUGCGAGUUUCCCUAAUUAAAGCCUCUGUUUUAAAGCGAGUCUAAGUGUGAAGACGUUGAAAUGAAAAUCAUAUCUCAUUUUCAUGCAAAUAAGGCCCUGUUUACAAGAAGGGAGGGUAACACUGGUGUUAGGGUUACCCUUGCAACAGGGUUACCCUGGCGCUUGCACACUUCUUCUUUUUUUACAUGAAGUGUUUACAAGGUAGAAGGGUUACCCUAAUGCUAGUGUAACUGUACCUACCUGGUAAAUGCUCUGCUAGGAAUAACUCGCCUACCCAGGAGAACUUUCCGCUGUCAUGCAUGACCAGUAAUCUUGACAAUUUGAACGGAAUAUCCAAUUUCUGAGCUAAACUAUAAACAUAUGGAAAACUGCCCACCUACCCCUACCCUAAGCCAACAUUAUCUCUCACUUCUCACUCAGGACAAAAUGGUGGCCUAGGGGAGGGGUAGGGGGGCAGUUUCCAAGAAACCUAAAUUGAUCCCAAUGAAAAUAUUUUCACAUUUUUUAUUGAAUUUCAUGUGGUUUCCAUAAAGAUUAUCUAGUUUUAUUUGGAUGUGACAAAGAAUAUCCCACAUGGUGAAACACAUUAGUAAAGCUGGUAGAGUUGACCCGGGUUAUAGGGCAACCCUAACUGUGAAAGUUGUUUGUAAACUAGAGCUAACUUUAACCCACUUGCAAGGGUAAGUCUAGUGCAAGGGCGGGGUGUUCAUUAGGCAUCAGAGAUUGGAGAAUUUUCCUUUUACCAUGCAGAAUUCUCUGGCUACGUUCGGUAGCCUCUGACUAUUUUUUAUUCAGGUGUGGAGCCGCUUUCAAAAUAUUCUCCUGUAACAUUACACCUUUCUCCUGCUACUUGAAUUCGUAAUGAAAACCCUGCAAGGGUAAGUCUCUGGAGUAUCCUUUGGCAUCCAGAAGCAGCCCCUACGUUAAAUAAUGCCCACGCAAUCUGUACAAUUUUCAUUUUGCCCUGUUAGAUUUGUAUGGAGGCAAUGAAAUCUGAUGUCGAUGAGGUUGUUCUCCAAGGAAUUGAGUUUUGGUCUACAAUUUGUGAUGAAGAAAUGGACCUAGCUAUUGAAGCUGCAGAGGUAAUAAGUGAUUGAUACCCAAGACGUUUACACCUGUCCAUUAAUUAAGCUUCUGUGUGUUGCUGCGCAUGGUGGAGUGUAUUAGGUUUCUAUUUUGUUUUUGAAAUCUGUUACUGGUUAAUCAUUUUGAUCCAGGAGAAGAAUUUUGAAUAAUUGAAAACAUACUUUUUUCGAUGGUCUUCCUAAAUUAAUCCCAGGGCCAAAAAAACUUUCACCAAGGGUUUAUGGGUCAUUGGAAAUCUGGAAAGUCGUGAAAUUUAAGAGUUUCAUUUUCUAGGUCUGGAAAACCAUAGAAGUUUAUUUUCAGUCAUGGAAAGUUAUGGAAAAUUGAAGUCAUGUUUGGUAGAUUUAGUUACUGCAAAUGUCAAAGCAAGGACAAAAUAAGAUAGAGACAAGUAAUUGAACACUGCAAACAGCCCUUGCUUUGGUGGACAGCAGUGUUUGAGUUUGUUGAGCAGAGGUAAAGUGAGAGUUAAGAACAGAAUUCCCUUCAGCGAGAUAGCAAAAUCCACUAGCCCUAGGCUUGCAGACACUAUUUUCUUUGCAGGAUGGGAUCAGCCCACCCUGUCACCACACUUCUACUGAUUUGGCUCUUAUGGAUGAGAAAUAACUCACACUGCCAUCUGUUUAAAGAGUUGGUGGGGGACAUAGACCCCACUUGUGUGGUCGUAGUCUUAAACAUCUAUGUGUGUGUGUUGCUUGUAACAGGCUUGUAUCCGCUUAAUCGAGGCUACAUGCCCUUAUGAUAAAAUUGAUUAUAUAUCACCUCUCUAUCAAAUAAACAAUGAUGUUGAUACCUUUUUACAUGAAAUUUUCGCAACACUUAAAUUUUGCCAUUUUGCGAAAUUUUUGUACUUUGAAUCACUUUAAUUUCAUGAUCUUUAGUAAGACACUAUUUAUUUAACUUAUCCUUGAAGCAAAUAGAACAACUUCAUUUACAAGAACGUUUUAUUUUGAUCAGGCAGCUGAAUCUAACAGGAAGCCAGAGCAGUCCAGCAUGUUUUAUGCUAAAGGAGCUUUGGAAUUUAUAAUUCCAUAUUUGAUAGAUUGCCUCAUGAAACAGGUUAGAUUAAACUCCACAACUCCAUUUUGUAAGAACUAAUUAUUUUUAAGGAUUACAAUGAUCUGUGACAUAAAUCCCAUUUAAAGGAAAAUAUAAAACUCUUAAGGUACCAUCGUUACAUUUUUAUCAAAUAUCUUUUGUCUCCGACUCCUAAUACCCAUACCAUAAUCAAACAAUUGGUUCGAGUUGUUAUUCAAAACAAUAAUUUGAGAAAAGUUUCACCAAUAAAAAGUGUGAAUGUUUCACAUUUGUUGCGAUAUUAUGACCGUUAAUUCAAAGGGCCCAUGUAUGGGACACUUUUUAAGCUACCCGAAAGUAGCAACCUCCUAAUGACCCUCCCGAAAGUGGCAAAGGAAAAGGGUGCUAAAUACACGUUCGUAUUUUAAACGAGUUUUUUAGCUCCUCGACGUAACAUGUCAAACUAAAUGAUUGAUUGGUUGAUUGAUUGAAAUUAACUAGGUCGUUACUUAACCCUUUAAGUCCCAAAAGUGACCAACAUAAAUUUUCUCCUAACAAUAUCCAUACACUGUCAAGAGAUAAAGUUAAGAGAAUUAAUAAAAUGAUCACCAUAGAGAAAAUUCCAUGAUCUUUUAUCAAAUUCUCUCAACUAAUUCUUAAAGGAGAUGUCUGGAGAUCAGUUUGGAGAAUUUGUAUGUGGAUAUUGGGGCUUAAAGGGUGAAUUGUUUUGACCGAUCAUUUCAGGAGGAAUUUGAUGAUGAAGAUGACUGGAAUCCUUGUAAAGCUGGUGGUGUUUGUCUUAUGCUGCUAGCCCAGUGCACUGAACAUCACAUCGUUCCUCAUGUUUUGUCAUUCAUUAAAGAAAACAUCAAAAACCCUGACUGGAAAAGAAGAGAUGCUGCUGUAAUGACAUUAGGUGGGUUCAUGUUAUUUGGUUUUGAGGCUGGGAGAGGUAAAUGCAGCCAAACUCAAGCAUAACAGGUCAAAGGGUAACCGUAAACUGCCAGUAUUAUUGAGCAAGGUGUGCCAAAACUUAUGUCCGAUUGUACAGGACACAUAGAAAUUUAGUUCGGACAUGAAAAACUUUAACUUGACUUGUCCAUGGGAAAAGCACAUUUUUUAGUAGAGAAAAUACCGAAACAGUCGAAAAUUGACUUCAAAUCUUAUAGUUUAAAAGCAAACCUCAUACUUGACAAAAUAAGGUGAAAUAUUCCUUUUAACUUCGCCAUUCCAUGGCGAUUUCAUUUGUUUUUAUGAGCUCCAUUUCAGGUUUAAGUCAAAAAUAAUUUACAAGGUCUCAAGGAUAAUUGGCCAGAGUGGAAAAUACCGUAAUAUUCUUUAAAAUGCCGUUUGUGUGGUGCCUCAUGUAAACCUUACAUAGGCAGUAUUUUUUUUUUCACCACGUUAAGAACUUCCUGGACUGGGGUUUAUAGACGUUCUUGAAUGCUGACUCCACUCUAACUCAGACAAUUUUAUCUUGAUAGAUUCAACGUUUCGUAUGAAUCAUCCCUGGAAUUCUAGACUACUGUCUCUUGGCAUUAAGAACAUCAACAAAGCAAUAGGUUUAAUAAGCAAAACAACCACUUUGCUCAUACAUCAUGCCUUUUAAUAUAUUUCUUUGUCGUCACUGCAUGACUGUGAUGUAAAAAUAACCAAUUUCACGUUUACAGAGGAUGUAAAGAAAGAGCGACAAAUUUUUUUUCUAUUUCUGAACUUGGAUAGUGUUCUUAGAAUUUAACUAUUGGAGGGUUUACCUACAUAUGACACAGUAAGUGAGUUAGAAUAGUAUCAAUGCAGAUCGAAAGAUUGCUAUUCACUGCUGCCGUUGAGUGAUGUGAGGGUAAUUUCCACUCACUCCAUCGCUGGUCAUCGUGAUUAACUAGCCAGUCAUGAGGGGGUUGUACUUCAUGUUUCAAGCUUUUCACAACAUGGGUGAUAGAGUCGUGCCUGGAUGACAGUGCACUGCCAUUAGUCAUUCAUAAUUCUUGGUCCAGGGUGAGCCAAACCUAUGUCCAAUGGUCCGCUACAGGUACAGAUUUAGUUUGGACAUGUAAACUUUGACAUGACUUGUCCGUGGGACAAGCACAUUUUAAAUAAGAAAUAGUAUGGAAACAGUUGAAAAUUGACUUCAAAUUACCAAGACAUAACUCAUUCCCAGGCUCAAAGCAACAGAGAAAAGAAAAAAAAUCUGGGAUACUAGCAAAGAAUUAAGUGAAUCAAGAGAAAAUCUUUAAAUACUCUAGUUUUGAACAAAGCAGUUUGGACAAGGACUCUUGGGUUUCGGACAACCAAAUUUAAUAUAGUGCUUGCCCGAAGGACAAGUGGAUAAGAGAAUUUUUCUCUUACUCUGUUGGUCACAGCUGACAUUUUAAACUAGUACUUUUAGCCUUUUGAGUGCCUUCUUGCUGCUAAUUUUCUCUCAUUUGAAGCGAGUGUUUGAAGAAGGGUUUCUUUUGCAGUUAAUGCCCUCACUCAUAGAGUCAAUGCAAGAUCGUAGUGUUAUUGUAAGAGAUUCUGUGGCGUGGACUCUUGGUCGGAUAUGCGAGAUAUUGCCACAAAUAGCUAUUGACCGUUUCCUUCAACCACUUGUGGACGCUUUGUUGGCUGGCCUUGAUUCUGAGCCCCGCGUUGCUGCCAAUGUAUGCUGGGUAAGAAACUACAUUUUAUCUUGUAAAAAUGCAGAAAAAUAAACCAGGCCUUCCAGAGGUAGAAACGACAGGCAACAUUGACAGUGACAAUCCAAUUUUUAAGUUAAGUUAAAAUGACGUCUGUUCACUUUUUUAACAUACUGAAGGAAAUGGAAUAAGAAUAUAAGUUUGAAAUAGCAUGGAUUCACAUUUUAAUGAUAUGAGGAAAUAAUACUCUGGCUGGGUUGUGUUUUCAGGCAUUCAACUCUCUUGGUGAAGCAGCAUACGAUGCUGCCCCAGUUCCGGACGAGGAAGAAGAACCACCAACUUAUGCUCUAUCCAUGUGGUUUUCUCAAAUAUUAAGCAAGCUCCUUGAGGUCACCGUAAGGUAUGUGAUGGCCAUCUGACAUUUUUCUGAAAUUUGCAGUACUACUACUACGUACUGCUGCUACUGCUUCUACUACUACUAGAGAGGCAUAAUGGAUUUACAAUGAAUAGACCUUUUUACCAAUACUCCGGCCAUAUUGAAUUAAUUUGAUUUAAGGAGUAUUAUAGGAUGCCCAGGGGGGCAUGAGCACAUUUCGUUUGUAUUUUCGAGUUGUUUUCGGGACAUUUUUUCUUAAAGUUUUCUUAGAAUAAGAUUGUAAUGGGAAAAAAGUUCCUUGUGCCUUGUUCUGAUGUAGUAAUGAUCGCCUUUUUUCGUGAGAAAUAUACAGUGAAAGACCACAUUUCUAAUAAUAAACUAGAAAAAGGCGAUCAUUAUUACCUCAAAACAUGGCAUAAGGAUCUUUUUUCCCAUUACAAGCUUUUAGAAAAAAUGUCCCAAAAAGUGCUCGAAAAUACAAAGGAAAUGUGCUCAUGCCCCCUGGGGAUCCUAUAAUACUCCUUAAAUCGAAUUAAUUCAAUAGUUUGAGAAUUUCAUGUACGUAUAUGGGGGGGGGGGGGUGGGUGGGGAACUAUAAUUACCCUACUGCAGUCUUUUUUUCUUCUGUUUAUAGGUUUUCACAAGAUUUUAAUAAAGUUGUUGAUUAAUUCAAUUUUUUUUAAAAAAAAUAUUAUUAUUAUGUAAACACCAAAAUGCUAAUAUUCCCUAAUAAGUGCACAUUUAUUAUUUGAAGUGUAGACUUUCCUUUAUGAAUUUUUAAAUUCAUUUUUAGAAAGUUAAAAAAAUAUUAUUCAAUAUCUUUGGAUAGCUAACCUGCGAACGCAGACACAUUUCUGGUCAUCAUGCCCCCUUUGGCACAAUUUAAUAUAUAAGGUGUUUUUCAUCUUUUUUUGUAGACCUGAAGCUAACCAAGGAAACCUUAGAAGUGCAGCGUAUGAAGCUAUAAUGGAAUUAAUAAAAAAUAGUGCUAAGGUAUAUAAAUACAGUAGAACCCCGCUAACUUGAACUCCUUAAUAGAAAAUGCUUUGAUCUUCUACCAAAUUCUCUCAACUUAUUCCUUAAGGAAAUGUAUAAAGACCAGUUUGGAGAAUUUGUAAGUGGAUAUUGGGGCUUAAGGAGUUAACAGGAUUCUACUGUAUUGAGCUUCUUUGUGUGACAAUGAUGCACAUGGUGUGUCGUGAUAAUGAUUGGAAGUCUUUCAAUGUCUUGUUGUUUUUACCAAUUUAUCAUGUCCUUUUUUUCUUAGGACCUCAGUGUUCAACUGAAGUCACAAUGACACUCCUCUUCAAUUUACAACUAGUAAGAGAAAAAGAGAAAAGAGUCCUGACAAUACUUUAACAUGUCUUUUGUUGCGACUAAUAAGAUCUUUCUGAGGUCGUUCAGGAUUACUAACUACAAAGCUAACCAAUCACUGAUGACACAGUCUCUUUUUUCAUCCUUCACUUCUUGGUCAUUUUUUUAUUAUCAUGUAAUCGCUUUCACCAUGAUUACAAUACUACAAAAGACUAGGGAAAAAAAUACGUUUGAAGAAAAACGAAGGACGAAGGUGCGGGACACACAACAGAGCGAGGCUCCAAAUUAAGUGUGCCCUUAUUGAAAAUACACAAAUACUAACUAUGUAAACAUUAAACAUUAUAAAAAGUAUAAAAAUCCCAUUUGUAAAAACGAUAAGAAUGAAUCCCUCCCGCAGCAGUAGCAGCAGUUACCAGCUAAUAGAAGAUUACGUGACCUACUGCAUUUGUAGUAGAUCGACUUCCAGGUGUUACAGUUAGUGACGUCAUAGUUUGUACGAAAAGCAGCCGAAUAGCGUUGGAGUACAUGAGAUUUAAACUGAUUAAGAGAACUAAGAGUACGAGUGGAUUCAGGUAACGUAUUCCAGAGUUUAGCAAUACGAUUAAAGUAACUAAAUUGAAAGAGCUUUGUACGGCACUUGGGAAUUAGUACGUCUUGAUCAGAGCUAUGGCGAGUGAGAUGAGUGCCUUUAGGCUUGACAUAAUCAGCUAUGGGUAAGGUGUAGUGGCCAGCGCGACACUUGAAAUAGAAACUUCAAUUUCUAUAUAUUUUUUUGGCAUCCUUUAAAAAGCCUCCUUCUUGGAAAGACAAGAAGUUAUGAUGUUUAAAGGCAGUGAAUGCUGUACUUUAUUUUUUGCAGAAAAAUAUGUCUGACAGAAGCCAAUAUAAUGACCUUCAGUCUCUCCUAUGUGCUACACUCCAGGUAAAGCCAAACUAAGUCUAUCCAGCACUUGAUGACCAGUUAAUAGAGGUGACAACAAUAGGGACUUUAAGAUCCAACGACGCGACGGCGACAAGAACGUCGCUUAAAAAGUGAAUAUGCGUUCUUUCAGUCUUUAUAGCGAUUAUUCCUACCCACUUACUUUAUCAAUUGUAGGCGAACCCUCCUGAAGCUGAAUUUCAAGGGACCAUAGCCAAGCUCAAAAUGAGAAAUAAAAUUUCGUCGUUGCUUGUUUACGUCCUCCGUAAAACGCGAAAUUAGGCAUUUUCACGUCGCAGUCGUGCAAAAACGGGAAAGAAAUGUACAAAAAAGUGUGAUGCACGUGCGAAAUUGCGGUUUUGCUGAUUAAACCUAUUGUUUUUUUGACGUUCUCGUUGUCGUCCGCGUCAUUGGAUCUUAAAGUCCCUAUUGGGAGAACUCUCGUUGGAACAGCCAAAAGGUGGACGCUUAAUAGAAGUUUAAUUUCCCAUUCUUUUUUACAAUUAUUUCAAGACUUUAAAUACUGGCCGCUGAAUAGAUGGUGGCCGCUUAAUGGUGUCAUUUAUUAAUUGAGACCAUUGUGUGGAGUUAUUAUGCUUGUUGGGAAAAUUUAACAAAAAUAAUGUGACAUUACAGUAUUCACUAGUGGCAGAGGCUCAAAACGAGCACCUGAAGUCUUGUUCAGUUCUUUCGUAGGCUUUUGCAUUCUCAUUUGACGUUGCACUGUCUUAGCCCAAGACUUACUGUAACCUGUCUGCGACCGCCAUGAUGGAAAAGUUUCACUAUAUUGUAACAGGCUGAGGCCUUGAUAUUCUAACCCAUAUUUUCUUUUGUUAUUCCAACAGAGUGUUCUGCGGAAAGUGAACCCCUUAGACGCAUUACAGAUUGCUAAUCCAAUUAUGAAUGCCCUGCUUCAGAUGCUUAGUUUUGGUGAUAAUGUAACAGGUGGGGUCCAAGAAGAUGCGCUCAUGGCCAUAGGCACUCUUGUGGAGGGUAUGUGACUUUUGAUUGUUAUUAUCAUUAUCAUUGUCAUUAUUAUCAGACGGAAUGGCUACAUGGAUAAAAGUGCAUAGUGCAUCUGUUAUGUCUAUUGUUAUCAGCAACAGUGUCUGGCUGGUUGGCUGAUUUGGCUUUGUUUGUCUGCCUCUCUGUUCAUUGGGCUUAUUUAACAACAGAACGGGAACGUUAGUUGACGACGGGAAAGCGCGCAGAAAGGACUGUGCACGGCUUCCGAUGCUCAAUUUGCCGCUGUACCAUUGGCCAAGCCAGUUCUUAGAUUUGCGUGCGCCGUCGUCAACUGACGUUUGGGUUCUGUUGCUAAAUCAGCCCAUUAUUAGUUACUGUAAAUCUGUAUUUUAUAAUUUCUCAAAGCAGACACUCGUUUGAGCUUUGAAGUUAAAGGUGUGUUUGAGUUUUGACAACGUUGUCAUUACCUGUGUUUCUAGUUGUUGGUGAGCAGUUUGUGACAUACAUAGAAGCAUUUAAACCAUACUUAUUAGAAGCACUCAAAAACAAAGCUGAAUACCAGGUAAUAACUUUUUGUUCCUUUCCUUUUGAAGAACAACGCCAGUAAUUGCGCGUUUGCUGCCUACUGAUAUUCCAGGGCUACAACCAGUUGCAAAAAUGUUGAUACACUAAGACGAAAAACUGGCUCUUUUUGCUCAAAAUCUGCUAGUCACAUAUCUGUGAGAUAAAACACUCAACCUCCCCCCUCUCCCUCCAUUCAAAGUUGUUCCUCAAGUUCUGAGCAUGGUCUUGUAUAGCUAGCAACUUCGACAAGGAGGAGGAGGUAGGGGUCACAAGCACACGAUCAAUAAUAAUGGACAGUCCUUUUAGGCCCAAAGAAGGUUUCAGUUGCAACUGUUUGUAGCAGUUUGUUAUAUGAACCUACGGUCUGAUUAGCUCCCACUAGUCUCCCGUGGCUCAGUGGGAGAGCGUCUGGACUGUCAUAGGUUCGACUUCCUUUUGAGUAGCCUGCGAAAAGCAGACGCAUUUCCGGUCGUCGCUUCUCUCCCUCCGAAAAAUAGCUAUUUUUCGGAGGGAGAGAAGCGACGACCGGAAAUGCGUCUGCUGUUCGCAGGCUACCUUUUGAGAGAACUCCGUUUUUUUUUCAAGUCGCCUGAAUAACCGAAGCCUGUUCCAAGCGUUCAGAGAAAUUGACGAGGUGGAAAAACGAGGGGAUACUUAACUUGCUCCCCACUAUCUGAACGCCUGAAACAGGCUAGAAUAACCAUUCCAACAUAUUGAGCCUUUCGAGUCCCCAGUCGUUGGCGAUCGCUUAUUUUGGGAACUUUUUUUUUUUCGAUCUCAUCGUGCUCAUAUAUUUCUUCUUUAUUGUUGCGCUAAAGGUUUGUGUGGCUGCUGUGGGGCUUGUGGGAGACAUUGCACGAGCUUUGGGAUCAAAUAUAGUGAGUUACAGUGAUCUUUUUAUGCAGAUUUUACUGGAAAACCUGGCGGUAAGUUGA
This is a messenger RNA of Porites evermanni, 15344 nucleotides long. The record is from the annotation of a GenBank genome assembly. Lineage: Eukaryota; Metazoa; Cnidaria; Anthozoa; Scleractinia; Poritidae.